CCCUACAAUAAACGCGCGUCCUGCUAGCGAUCGAGGAAGGACGACAGAUCACUAUAUAAUGACCAGAUUGGAUUCGGUUUAUUUUCAGUACUGAUAUAUGCGCGCGGGCAUGGAGUUGGGGUUAUCGGAAAUCAGUGUUUUUCUACGGCUUUCUGCAAUCUUGUUCUUGGUUUUGACGGCUUGUUUAGUAGGUUUAGAUGCUCAAUCCAAGCGUAUCUUCUACACUGAGAGAAAAGCUACUUUCAAAGAUUUGGAUGCUCUCAUGGUUUUAGUGUAUGUGGAAUCUGCGGCUGCUUGCUAUAAUCUGCUUCACCUAUGCAAACGUUCAAUCUCAACGUGGUUUGAAGGAUACUCGAAAUGGUCUCUAUGCGUAUCUUGGGUUAUUUUGCUGGUGGAUCAGGUGGCAGCUUACAUUACGUUUGGGGCAAACUUGGCUGCACUUCAGAGCGCAGUUUUUGCAGUGACUGGUGAAAAAGAUUUUCAAUGGAUGAAGCUUUGCAACAGAUACAGCAGAUUCUGUAUCCAAAUUGGUGGGGGUUUGCUCGGUGGCUUUGUGGCAUCUCUGCUAAUGGCACUCCUAUCGUCCAUCUCCGCCUUUGAUCUGUUUAGGCACUAUUCACCAAAACGAUUCCUGUUCUUAAAGUCUGCAUGAUAAUAUAUAUAUAUAUAUAUAUAUAUAUUUAUAUAUAUAUAUAUAUCAUAUAUGCAUGCCAUCUUCUUGGGCAUACUGAAUUUCAAUAUUGAUCUACCCCUAUACAUAUAUAUAUAAUAUGAUUCAACUUUCUUUGUAUUUUAUUGUACAAUAUCG
Molecule: messenger RNA, 808 nt
Organism: Juglans regia (Persian walnut)
Lineage: Eukaryota; Viridiplantae; Streptophyta; Magnoliopsida; Fagales; Juglandaceae
Product: CASP-like protein XL3
Exons: 3
Coding region: 98-652 (184 amino acids)
Source: RefSeq, a predicted model, not a curated record